AAUUUACGAGUUUCCGGUUUUCAAAAGACGUUCGUAAUUUUAAUCGUAAUUCCAUCUGUGCGAAGCGUUGUCACAAACUUAAGGACCAACCUUAAUUGACCGGUAAAUAUUCUUUAAAUUUUGGAUGAUAAAUGAGUGCACGCCUUGGUGACUAGUAAAACAACAGUCACUACAUCCAUCGGUUAGUAACUCCGCGAACGGGGAAGCCUAUCAAAGCUUGUCGUCGAAAAGAAAUGGCUUUAUUUUUAAUAACAUUACUAUUUUGACCGACCGAGUAACGAAAAAUCAACCGCGAUCAUUAUCGUAAUGGGCCCCAUCGUACGAACGUAACGUUUUUUCGCGUAAAGAAUAGUAUGAAUCUAACGAAUUUAUAGUCGUGUAUUGAUUACGGUACAGGUUAUGUUUCCAACUUUCAUUAGCAUCCUAGAUAUUCAGUCAUGGUGGGAAGUUCCCAGUAUUGCACACUUCUGUUCAUUGUUUCGAACUGCUUUUAACCUAUUGGAUUUCGAUAUUGAGGAUUUGGAAGAAGCAUUGCUUACAGACGGUACAGAAGAAACCUCUUGGUUACAAGAAUUAAUUGUCAGGUUACUAAGCGGUUGCUUGCCAAAUAAUGAGAUAUCAACGUUCAAUUAUCAGAUGUUCUUAAGGCGAUUGUUCCGUCAGAAAUGCCAGGAACAUGACCAGUACAACCCGUUCAAUACAGACAUAGAUUUUCAGUUGCUGCCGCUUCGUACUAAGGUUGAUAUUUUACAUGCUUUAUGUGAUUUUCGUUUAGACGCAGACGACGUACUCGAGGCUUUAAAGAACUUAGAAGCUGGCAGCCUUCGUGUCGAACCGCUAGGCUACGACGCUAACCGAUCCGCUUAUUGGUAUUUUUAUGGUACGAGAUUGUAUCGAGAAGAUUUUAAGAAGAAUAAAAAUAGCAAAAAAGAUAAAUCGAUUUGGCAAGUUGUUUGUUUUACCGAAGACGAUUGGAUUCAGUUAACUAAAAAAAUCAAAAGUUCACAGUCUAAAGCAGAAAGAUUAUUGUACGGUACGCUUACAGAAAAUUUUUUACCCGAACUACCGAGAUUAUUCCGCGAAAAAGAACGCCAGGCGAGAAAACGUCUAUUAGAAAACCUUCCAAGAAGAACAUCUAGUCGAAUAAGAAAACAGGAAGACGAACCUGCCCCACUAAAAGAAGAAGAAGAGGAAGAAGAAGAAGAAAACGAACCUAUUUCUAAAGCCGAAGAGCUAGAAAAGCAGAAAUUGGAAGAAGAGAUUAAGAGAAAAAUUAGUGCUAGGAAAAGGAAGGAGGCUUAUGAACGCAGAAGUAAACUCAAAGAGCAGAGUGAAGAUACACAAACUGACAAUUCAGAAGAAGAUACGAAGUCACGUGAUGAAAUGGCUGGCGCAAACGCUAGAAAUAAGAAAGCGAAAGGGGGACGAUCUAGGCAACAAUCUGAAAGUUCUACCAGCAGCAGAGAUCGAGGUUCAAUAUUUUCGAGUAGCAGCAAUCGAAGUUCAUCAAGAACUGGUGGUAACCAGCCCUCGGAUAUGUCUAUUUCGACCGGCGCUAACAAACCGGUAUCGACUGUGGGCCGACAAACAAACAACUCAUUAGCGUGCGCAACCGGUCAGAUUGUAAUCCAACCCGUAUCCAACCCACAUAGAAAAAAAUUAAAAACGUCUCAGGUUUUUCGUCAGUCAGACGAAGAUUUGCAAACGGGUAUGCAUAAGAUUUUGGAUUUUGUCAAGAAUCAUGAUGAUGCCUGGCCGUUUGUCGAUCCUGUCGAUGAGGAAUACGCUCCAAACUAUUAUUCCGUUAUUCGAAAACCUAUGGACUUGCAGCGGAUGGAGGAACGAUUAGAUUCUGGCAUCUAUAAAUCAUUUUCGAAGUUCAGAGACGACUUCCUACUAAUUGUACACAAUUGUCAUUUGUAUAAUGGUGCUAAUAACGAAUAUACCGAAAUGGUAGAUAAUCUCCAACAAGUGUUUGAAAGAGCAACCGAACGAUAUCUGGAUGAGGUAACGAGUGAUGAAGAAAUAGCAGUGGAAUAUCCAGAUAUGAAUAAAGAUAGUAAAGGGCAUAAAAAAAAGAAGAUAAGUUCCAUGUCGCCGUCCAAAAUAAAAUCUACGACGACCUUAAAGCCACCAAAAAAGAGAAGUAGAUCGCAUUCAAAUAAUUCUUCAGAAGAGAUUGAGAAAGAUGACGUCUUUGAGAAAACUGAGCGUAAGAAGGAAAAGUUGCAAGAACAUGAACAUAUUAAAAAGCAAAGUAAAAAGGAAAAGAAAGAUAAAAUUAAACGUAAAUCAAGCGAUGACGAAGAAAGGGUUGUUAAAUCAAAAGAGAAGUCAUUGAUAAAAAAUUCCAAUAAACUUGAAAAGAAACAAAAAGAUACAGAAAAAUCUUUGAAAGACGCAAAACAUAAAGAGGGACAUAUAAAAUCGAUUGAAAAACAAAAUAAAAUUAAAUCUGAUAAACACAGAAGUAAAGACUUAAAAGAUACUAGAGAUUUAAAAUUGGCGAGGCAAAUCGAAAAGAAACCUAAAUUAGAAGAUAAAAAAUCAAAAAAUCCGUUAAAACAUGAUGACAAGAAGAAAAAGAACCAAAAGUAUAAAAAUAAGAUAACUUCAAAAUUCAUGUCUCCCAGUCCGGAACGAUUAAAAAGCCGUAGCCCUUCUCUAAGUCCAGAUAGAUGGAGCAGUUCAUCUCCGCCCCCUUCAUGGCCACCAUCUUCACCAGAUGAUUACACAUUCUCCCCAAAAAGAAAGGAUAAAUCAAAAGCAUCAAGUGAUAAUGAAAAUAGUAACAAAUUGAAAGCAAAACAUGACAAGUGGAAAGAAGUCUAUAAAGAUAAGAAAGAGGAUUUACCGAAAUUUAGUGAUCGAUCACAAUCUCCUCCAAAACACAUUGAUAAACACAAUAAGUUGCGAGAAACUAUUGAAAAAUUAAAAGCCAAAAGUGAAUUAGCCAAAAUGAAAGAAAGGGAGAAACGCGAAUUGGAACUUAAAGAAAAAGAAUUUUCAUUGGAUGUUGCUGAAAAUAAAAUAAAAUCAAAGUCGUCCGAUAAUAAAUCGAAGAAAAAGCACGAAGUAGAGGUUGAUGAUGGAGCAAGUACCGCGGAAAGUAUACAAUCCGAGAAGAAAGUUGAUAAAAAUAAUGCCAAAAAUGCCGCUGCGAUUGAAGCUUUAACUUUAGCCACAGAGCAAACGCUUAAAGAUAUAAAUAAGUGGCUUGAUGACACACCAAAGUUUGAAUUUAGUUCUGCCAGUAAUUCGCCAUCACAUUUCUCCAGUUUGGAUGAUUUCGAUAUGAAAGUGGAUGACAUUAAAAAGAAACCAGAAAAAGUGUUAACGAAAAAAGAUUCGUCAAAAGAAAUAAAAAAGAAACCGUUUCGAGAUCCAUCGAAAUUGUUUCGUAGAAGGGAGGUACAAAGAACCAUUGACAGGUUACAACCUGGCAAAAGCAAAGGUAAUCUUAUUUCGAAUAUUCAAAGUACUAAUAAGCCAGAUGAAAUAUUUCCAUUGGGACCAUUAUCCAAGACGUUGAAGGAUACCAAAAAUUCGUUGAUUGUUAAAACCGACGAUAGUGCACCAAAAUUAAGUUUGGGAUCAGUAUUAGAUAGUUUUGGAAAACACCAAUUUGUUGAUGAUGCUAAGAAAGAUGAUGCACCGGAAUUGAAAGCGGAAGAUGUUAAAGAGAACACUGAGUCUAAAGAGAAUGAAGUGAAACCAGUUACAGAAAAGGUUGAAAAAGAAAAAGUUGGGAACAGUCCUGGUAAAGCUACUCCAAAUUUAAGUGCCUGGUUUAAAGCGUUUGGUGCACCAAAAGUGCAACCUGCGCAAAAGAAGACUGAUAAUAAAGCGGAUGGGAAAGAAAAUGAUAAUAAAUCGGAUGAUAAAGAAAAUAAAAAUGAAGAGAAGAAAGCUGUUCCAUUGGGUGAUCCAUCUCCUACACCUGAUAGUCCUUUAAUGACUUAUGGUCAACCUACUACUAGACAGCGUAGAAUAAGUACUGGAAGUAGUAUGUCAGAAAGAUCUUCCUUUUCUCAAGAUAUGGAUUCACCAAGAGUGGGUAUUGACGAACGCUUAGGAGCUUAUCCCGCCCCAUAUCCUUCUCCAUUACAUAAAUCACCAUCUGGGGCAUCGCCAAUUAUGGUUUCACCAAGACCAGAUAUGUCUCCAAAAACGUAUCCGGCAUUUAAUGGCCAAAUGAGGGUUGGUUUUUAUCAAGAUACAGUUUCAACUAAAAGUAGUCCUGAUAAAUCUUGCAGUCCACGUGAUAAUCCUCAAUCUCCAUAUCCGCAAUAUUCAGAACACAUUUACACACCUCCAACGCAGAAUUCUUCUUAUUCAUAUGGAAAUCCUUCAUAUUAUUCCCAUACGCCAAAUUAUUCUUCAUCAAAUCCAACACCACCACAUAACAUCGAACCUAAUCCAUCUUAUUUCGAUACCAGUAAGCCUUUAACAGACCAGUAUCAAAAAGUGUUACCGAAUUACUCGUCUCCUGUCAAUUCCCAAUUGCCUUCUCCAGUAUCUCAACAAAAUUCUCCAGCUCCUCCUUUAUCUCAGCAAAACUCCCCGGGACCCGUGUCACCUCACAUAUCACCAACUCCCGACAAAAUUACACUAGAAAAACAACCAGUGGCGUGCCCUGUAAAAAAGAGGGCGUUUGAAGGAAUGCAAAAUGAUUACAACAGCCAGAGACAGGAUGUAAAUGUAUUAGUAGAUUCUAGUAAUACAAGUAAUUCUCCAGUUCAUAGUGUGAGCCCCGUGAAUGAAAUGACAAAAUAUCAAAACGUUGCACCAGAAACGAUGCAAAACGACAAUAUUCCAAGCAUAGAUAUAACAGAAAGUAGUGAUUCAAAUAGUUCUCAAAGAAAUACAUAUAACGCCACCUCGUCUCCUUACAAUUAUAACACUGAAAUGAAUUAUGGCCUAACCAUUCCAUCAACACGUAGUAUAGAAAGUGAUAGAUCCAUUGAUAUGACCAAAUUUACUAAUAUGGGGUAUGUUGAACCAGAUGUUGGUUACCAAAGAUCAACAUAUAAUCCACGAAAUGACGUAAAUUAUCAAAGAUCAACUGAAAAUAUUCCGCAAAACAAUCCGCCUACGAAUCAAAAUCUCUCGUUAAGAUAUAACGAACCGGACCUGUUAAAUAUGGGCUAUAAACAAAUGAAUCCUCAAAAUUCUCAAAUAGGAGUACAAAACAUGAACAGGUCGAAUAUUUUACAACCCGUUCGGUCAACUGCUGAUAAUACGUCAAGAUUAUCUCAACCUCUCGAUGUAACGAGUGGUUACAAACAGACGGAAAUGUCGAUACCAAGGCCAAAUUAUAAUUCGUCAACAAUAGAUAUUGAUCAAGCAUUAGGUUUACGGAAUUUGAGUAACUUAACACAAAUUGUUGAUGGUAGAUAUCCAGGGGAAGAUAGAAUGUUAGGGUUGCAAUCGUCUGGACAAACAUUUUAUAGUGAUAAAAAUAUCGCAGGAUCUCAUAUGCUGGGCAAACCAACGAUAUCGACGACAGCUUCUACGUUGCCGAUGUUUAGCCAGCCAAAUAUUACGAUACCAUAUAGUACUAUGCAAGCAUCGAAUCCGAUUUAUAGUAGGCAAAUGGCCGAGAUGCAAACUGUUAAUAUGAUGAGUCAAGAAAAGCAGGCAACUACGGUUGCGCUUCAAGAAAAGAAAACCAAAAAGAGAAAGACACCUAAAACAGCUACUCCACCAAGUGGUAUAUCAGAUGGUGUAUCAAAUCCAACAAGUAGCACACAGAACCACCAGGGCUUCCAGUCAUACGCUGGCCUGAAAAAUUCUUCGCUCGAACCUAGUGCAAUAUCAUUGAAGACCACCAGUGUCGUUCCCGGUAGCGCAUUCAAUUUUGGUCCAUCACCAACAAGUUUAGGAUUAGGUUCCACCAUUUACUCCGAUAAGGAUGCCUUCCCUACGUACCUGGACGAGUUUCGGACAGCGCCGAAUUAUUACAUGGCCCACGCGGCCGCAGCUACACACCACCGGACCACGCCAGAUACGGCCGAAAAACCGGUUCGAACAACACACCAGCCAACCCCAGGUCAAGCGCCGCCAACAUACCCUUUUAUUGGGGCGCCACAACCACGACCACCCAGUUACCCUUUGGGCGGCGCUUUUAUGUCACCACAUCAAGCACCGUUAAUGGAUCCAAGUUCGCAAUUGUACCAACAGUAUUUCCAAUCGGGAAUGCUUCAUCAAGGUCUUUUGGGGGCGCCCAGUGCGUAUCCGGCUGGUUACCAUCCAACAUUAAGUAUGCGACAACCGUACGACGCGAUGAACAGACCAUCUUGGCUCUAACCACUAUAAAUUUUGUCUAUUACCAAAGACUUUUUAUACUAAUCCGAUUUUUGUGUGUAUUUGUAUACGCAGCCAAUAGAAUUAUACAUUUGUGUAUAUGCUGAGGUGAGUAUGAAGAAAUGAAUUCACUUUGUAAAGUUAUUUUAAAUAUGAGAUUUGUUCUAAUCACAGUUGGGAUAUAGAGCGCAACCAUAUUUCUCUUCCAGGACACGAAAAUAUGGUUGUACGCAGAAACAUCUUUAACUAUAUUAGAACAAACUCUAUAUUUAAAGAUAAUUUAAUUAAUUACAAUGUUGGUUCGGUUUUUUAUGCUCAUCCCAGUAUUAGGUUUAUAUACAUAAAAAUCUAUACACAUA
Messenger RNA from Onthophagus taurus, 6665 nucleotides. It is a transcript of the gene dikar, whose product is annotated as CECR2 histone acetyl-lysine reader dikar. Gene Ontology annotation, molecular function: protein binding. Gene Ontology annotation, biological process: chromatin remodeling. The record is from RefSeq and is a predicted model, not a curated record. NCBI's taxonomy places the organism in Eukaryota, Metazoa, Arthropoda, Insecta, Coleoptera, Scarabaeidae. Gene Ontology annotation, cellular component: CERF complex.